CAUAUCUGGGGGUGAGAAGGGGAGGAGGAGAGAUGGGAGCAGAGACAGGGAAGAGGAGGAGAGGAGUCCGGGGGCUCUCGGCAGACUCGUGGCUCCCAGGAUUGGCAGGUCAGAGGUGGACAAACAGACCAAAGGUGGACCCGACCGCUUCCCUAACCGACGGAGCGGAGAGGACGCAGUACCUCGGCCCGGGGUCAGAAACGACCGGGAUCUGGAGACAAUGAGGCUGUGCCUCCUGUUGGCAGCCGUGUGGCACACGGCGGCCGGCGCCCCUCGGCCGCAGAUGUUUGGGAGGCUCACGUCCCCUGGCUUCCCUGCCGAGUACCCCAAUAACAAGGAGAAGAGCUGGCAGCUGGCAGUGCCCCCAGGCCACAUCAUCAAGAUUUACUUCACCCACUUCAACCUGGAGCUGUCCUACCUCUGCGAGUAUGACUACGUGAAGCUGCGCUCUGGGGACGAGGAGCUAGUGACGCUGUGCGGGCAGGAGAGCACCGACACGGAGCAGGCUCCCGGCAACCGCACUUUCCGAUCCAUCAGCAACAGCCUGGUUGUGACCUUCCGCUCGGACUACUCCAACGAGAAGCCGUUCACCGGCUUCGAGGCCUUCUACGCCGCGGAAGAUGUCGAUGAGUGUGCCGCCUUGCCGGGCAGGGAGCCCAUCUGCGACCACCACUGUCACAACCACGUGGGAGGCUUCUACUGCUCCUGCCGGCUCGGCUACACCCUGCACCGGGACAAGCGGACGUGCUCGGCAAAAUGCACGGGCCUGGUUCUCUCUGAAAGAUCCGGCGUGAUUACAAGCCCUGAUUACCCCAAGGGGUACCCCAAACUCUCCAACUGCAGCUACAGCAUCCGAGUGGAAGAUGGGUUCAGCAUCAUCCUGGAAUUUGUGGAAUCCUUUGAUGUGGAAACUCAUGAAAAGGCCCUGUGUCCCUAUGACACCCUUAAGGUCAAGACAGGCAAAAGAGAGUACGGCCCUUUCUGCGGGCAGACAUUACCCCCCCAAAUCGAGACGGAAAGCAACACUGUGGAUAUCAUCUUCAUCACUGAUGACUCUGGGGACCACACCGGGUGGAAGAUCAAAUACAUUACCACAGCCUUGCCAUGCCCUAAACCUGGAGCGCCACCCAAUGGUCACAUCUCCCCACUGCAACCAGAAUAUAUUGUGAAGGACCACUUCUCCCUCUCCUGCAUCAGGGGCUACGUACUCUUACAAGGUGAUAAGAUUUUGAAGUCUUUCACGGCAACUUGUCAGAAAGACAGAUCCUGGAAUCAACCAAUGCCAAAGUGUGUCAUUGUUGACUGCGGGCCUCCUGCUGAUACACCCAAUGGCCGAGUUUCAUACAUCACGGGGCCUGAAGUGACCACGUAUGAAGCUGAGAUUCAGUACACCUGCAAAAUUCCCUUCUACACUCUGAAAACAAGUAAUGAUGGCAAAUAUCACUGUGGUGCUGAUGGAUUUUGGAAGAACUCCAGAGGAGAAAAAUCACCCCCCGUCUGUGAGCCUGUUUGUGGAGUAUCAUCUCGGACGGCAGUGGAGCGCAUAUUUGGAGGGAAAAAGGCAAAAUUUGGUGAAUUCCCCUGGCAAGUCGGGCUAAGGGGGAAAUACUUGGGAGGAGGUGCACUUUUAUAUGACAAUUGGGUUCUAACAGCUGCUCACGUGGUCCAUGGGCAAACAGAUUUGUCAUCUUUGGUAAUCAGAAUGGGAACUUUGAAGAGACUAUCACCUGACUACAUACAAGCCUGGGCGGAAGCAGUUUUCAUACAUGAAGGUUACUCGCCUGACAAGGUCAAUUUUAACAACGACAUUGCCCUCAUAAAAUUGAAACACAGAAUCGAGAUCAACAGAAACAUCACACCCAUUUGCUUGCCAGGCAGAGACAGCAGAUUCCACUUGAAACCAAAUGACUUAGGGACAGUCUCUGGCUGGGGCAGAACACAAAAUCGACAUCUUGCUUCAAGUUUAAUGUAUGUCGAAGUACCGGUUGUUGACACCCAAACAUGUAAAAAUGCCUAUGCUAAGAAAAUGGAAAUAGCAAAAUCCGUACUUACUGACAACAUGAUAUGCGCUGGCUUUGAAAGUGGGGGAAAGGAUGCUUGUGCUGGCGACAGUGGAGGGCCCUUAGUUUUUCUGGAUAGUGAGACUAAAAAAUGGUUUGUGGGGGGCAUUGUGUCCUGGGGUUUAGAGUGUGGUGUUGCAUAUCAGUACGGUGUUUAUACUAAGGUCAACAAUUACAUUUCUUGGAUUGAAAACACAAUUUUGAACAAUUCCUAAAUUGCAACACUUUCAAACAUGCUUAAUAAAAGUACUUUAA
This is a messenger RNA of Tachyglossus aculeatus (Australian echidna), 2315 nucleotides long. RefSeq names its product mannan binding lectin serine peptidase 2 (gene MASP2). Gene Ontology annotation, biological process: complement activation; proteolysis. The record is from RefSeq and is a predicted model, not a curated record. Bases 221 to 2275 code for a protein of 684 amino acids. NCBI's taxonomy places the organism in Eukaryota, Metazoa, Chordata, Mammalia, Monotremata, Tachyglossidae. The transcript is spliced from 11 exons. Gene Ontology annotation, molecular function: serine-type endopeptidase activity; calcium ion binding. Gene Ontology annotation, cellular component: extracellular region.